Molecule: messenger RNA, 1239 nt
Organism: Populus trichocarpa (black cottonwood)
Lineage: Eukaryota; Viridiplantae; Streptophyta; Magnoliopsida; Malpighiales; Salicaceae
Product: (+)-neomenthol dehydrogenase
Exons: 5
Coding region: 115-1035 (306 amino acids)
Cellular component (GO): membrane
Molecular function (GO): oxidoreductase activity, acting on the CH-OH group of donors, NAD or NADP as acceptor
Source: RefSeq, a predicted model, not a curated record
UGGCACAUGGGAUAGUGACGAAUAUAAGAAUCGAAUCUAUUUAGUAAGAAAGCCAUUAACUUCUGCGCGCCUUCUUUCUAAAUUCAUCCGGUAUCAUCUUUCACACCAUCAGCCAUGGCUCAAGAGUCCUCCAGUCUUGCAACAAAGAGGUAUGCAGUUGUGACAGGAGCAAACAAGGGGAUUGGAUAUGAAAUAUGUAGGCAGUUGGCCUCUAAUGGGAUUUUGGUGGUGUUGACAGCCAGGGAUGAAAAAAGGGGUCUUGAAGCUGUUCAAAAGCUGAAAGAUUCUGGCAUCUCUGAUGACCUUGUGAUUUACCAUCAACUUGAUGUGGUUGACCCUGAUAGCAUUGUUUCCCUUGCUGAAUUUGUGAAAAAUAAUUUUGGAAAACUUGACAUCUUGGUGAACAAUGCUGGGAUUGGUGGAGUUGCACUAGAGGCAGAUGCUUGUCAAAGAGCCUUUGAACAAUCUGGUGAAUUUCCAUCUGGGGAGCAAGUGUGGGCUGAAAUUGGAACUCAAAAUUAUGAGAUGGCAGAACAAUGUGUGAAAACAAACUACUAUGGUGCAAGAGGAAUGGCCGAAGCACUUGCGCCCCUCCUACAGUUGUCUGAUUCACCAAGAAUUGUAAAUGUCUCUUCACUGCUGGGGCUCUUAAAGAACAUACCCAAUGAAUGGGCCAAAGGAUUGUUAAAUGAUGUUGAAAAUCUCAAUGAAGACAGACUAGACGAGGUUGUGAACGAGUUUCUUAAAGAUUUUAAAGAAGAUUUGUUGGGAUCCAAAGGCUGGCCAACUUAUCUGUCUGCCUAUAUUGUUGCUAAAGCUGCCAUGAGUGCCUAUACAAGGAUUCUGGCCAAGAAGUAUCCAAGCUUCUGCGUCAAUUGUCUCUGCCCUGGCUUUUGCAAAACUGACAUAACUGCCAACACCGGCCCCUUCACCGCUGCCGAAGGAGCCGAAAAUGCUGUGAGAUUGGCAUUGCUGCCUGAUGGUGGGCCUUCUGGUUGUUUCUUUUAUCAGAAACAAAUGCUACCGAGCUUUUGAAUGAAAAUCAAACAUAAUAAUCAUGAUGUAGAAAACGACUACAAGGUUUUGAAAAUUUUCUCGUCGAUGUAUUCUCAUCCCAGACAGGUUAAACUGAAAGAUACUGUCUAGAUGUGUGAGAAGUUGCAGUUUAUCUUCCUGUUAUAUAUUGAACCAGAUUCAUGUCCUGUGGAAUACAAUUCUGGCAAUGCUCCAAUUAUGAAA